GGAACUGUCUAUAAUAGAACGCAUAGAUAAUAAUAGAAUGGUACAAAUUGAAGAAAAUAGAAGGAAAAUAGGACCAAUUAUUGAGUGUAUAAUUCUAUGUGGUAAAGAAGAGUUGGCUUUGAGAGGACAUAGAGAUUUUGGUGAUAUCUUAGUAGAUGAUGAUUCAAGGCAAGGCCAUUUCCGUGGUAUUCUCAAGUACAGAGCAAAAGGAGAUGAAUUUUUGCGUAAUGUUCUUGAGGGUUCAGGGAAACGUAAUAAAUAUACGAGUCCAAUUAUACAAAAUGAAAUAAUUCAGUCAUGUAACACAAUUUUACUAAGGAAACUAGUUAAUGUGAUUAAUAAAUCUAAAUGUUUCUCUGUUCUGGCUGAUGAAACAACCGACAUAUCGACUAAAGAGCAACUCAGCUUAAACAGAUGUGGAAUUGAUUGCAAUUAUUUAUAUGGCCAAGGCUAUGAUGGGGCCAGUAAUAUGGCUGGUCGAUUUAAAGGAGUACAGACUAUUGUGAAAUCUAAAUACCCCAACGCUAUAUAA
Metopolophium dirhodum (rose-grain aphid) is the source of this 532-nucleotide messenger RNA. RefSeq lists its product as uncharacterized. The record is from RefSeq and is a predicted model, not a curated record. The coding region runs from base 38 to 532 and encodes 164 amino acids. NCBI's taxonomy places the organism in Eukaryota, Metazoa, Arthropoda, Insecta, Hemiptera, Aphididae. The transcript is spliced from 4 exons.